Caenorhabditis briggsae is the source of this 1668-nucleotide messenger RNA. The transcript has 9 exons. Gene Ontology annotation, molecular function: methyltransferase cap1 activity. Bases 1 to 1668 code for a protein of 555 amino acids. Gene Ontology annotation, cellular component: nucleus; cytoplasm. The record is from RefSeq and is a predicted model, not a curated record. Gene Ontology annotation, biological process: 7-methylguanosine mRNA capping. NCBI's taxonomy places the organism in Eukaryota, Metazoa, Nematoda, Chromadorea, Rhabditida, Rhabditidae.
AUGUCUGAAAAUACCAAAUUGGAUGCAAACCCAAUUGAAUUUAUGAGCAAUCAGGAAAUGGACAACUAUUAUAACAAUCAUGUCUUCACUUUCUUGGACCAUCAAAAAAUGGACUCAAAAUUGGACACAUUUGAGUUUCAGAACCAUUCAAAGAGGCUGGAAGAAGUAGCUCUAAAAAUUCGAUCUAUCAACAACUCAAAAUCAUACGAUGAGCACACGGAUUUGAUGCAUGAUUACUGGAGGUGCCCGAAUAUUUUAAGAAACCACUUCAUUUGCAAGAAUAAAGCAUUCCUGAAAAUGCUGGAAAUUUUAGAAUCAGGAUUUUUGAAUCAUUUACCAUGGGAUAAUUUAAACUCAUUCCAUCUAUGCGAGGGUCCCGGAUACUUCCUCGACGCCAUCUAUGUCCACCGACUCCGCACCACCAGCCAACACUCCGAAUGGCAUUGGGGCGCGAAUACACUAAACCCAUAUUUUGAAAAUCGAAGUUGUUUUGAGAAGCUCAUAGACGAUUCACAUAUCCGAGGUCAUGAGAGGAACUGGUAUUUUGGACCGAGUGAUGAUGGUGAUGUGGCAAAGCUGACAGAGGAUUAUUUGAUAGAGAAGGGGCUUAAAGGGACAUUCGAUUUGGUAACGGCGGAUGGGAGUACCAAUACACAGGGAAAAGAAGGACAGAUAGAAGAAAUAGUGGGUCCUCUGAUCCGUGCUGAAGUCAAUGCAGCUCUUUUGCUCUUGAAACCUGGUGGUUCUUUGAUUCUGAAGACUUAUCGAUUUUGUGAAAAACAGAUUCAAGAUGUUAUGUUUUUGUUAGCUGAUAACUUUUCGGAGAUUCGUGUUGUGAAGCCAAUGGCAAGUCGACCAGGCAGUUCAGAGCGUUAUCUAAUCUGCAAUGGUUUCGGAGGACAUCUCCCUUUACCAAUGGAUUUGCUAGUUUUAUGUGACGAAUUUUUCAUAAUCCGGCAAGUUUCAAGAAUGGAUUUGCAUGUAAAAACCUUUGAAAAUGAACAUGGAAAUCAAAAGUUAUCAUGGAAGAAUAGGAAAAGGUUUAUGGAGCAGAUGAAGAGCUAUGUCUUUGAGGAGAAAAUUCCUAAAAACCUCAAAAAGAUGUUUCCCUCGGGUACCAGUCCUUGGCUAAGCCUAUACGGUCACGAUUUGAUACGAAGGAAUACACUGGAAAAUCAAACGUUUGCCAUUCAAAAUUAUAUCAAUUCAGCAAAUUUAUUUCCAAAGGAUAAUUUCGACCCUGAAUGGAUAAUGGACCAAAUUCUGGGUCAAUCGAAAAUGCUUGUCACCAGUGAUAUAAAAUUGGAAAGCAAGGAUUCUUUAUUCAUAGAACCAAUCGCUUUACAGGCUCUUUUGAGCAAUCAGAACUUGGAAUUGACAAAUCUACCAACAAAUGGAUUUUGGUUGUCUAGAAUCUCUGCUUCUAUGUUUGUUUUAUUGAAACUCGUUUUUCAAAAUAUGGAAUCAGGAGAAGGCUGGUUGAAAUGGCAAGGAAGGAUUAGCAACAACCGUAUACAUGAUCUUCUCUCCCGACUUCUUCUGGAACUUUCCUUACUUCCAGAUGGCACUAGUAUUCGUUGUUUUGUACCUAUCGAUGUGCUGGAUCUGUUCCACCAGCACAUUUGUUUUCAGAAUGUGAUGAUUUUACAUUCAAUGAAGUGUUUGUGA